This is a messenger RNA of Humulus lupulus (European hop), 657 nucleotides long. RefSeq lists its product as uncharacterized. Lineage: Eukaryota; Viridiplantae; Streptophyta; Magnoliopsida; Rosales; Cannabaceae. The transcript has a single exon. The record is from RefSeq and is a predicted model, not a curated record. The coding region runs from base 1 to 657 and encodes 218 amino acids.
AUGCCACAGCAUCAGCUCCCAGAUAGCUUGAGUACAAGGCAGCCACCUCCAUUUCCCCAACGUUUUCAGAAGCAAAAGUUGGACUCUCAAUUAAAAAAGUUCCUAGACAUCUUGAGGCAGCUACAUAUUAACAUUCCCCUUGUCGAAGCCCUAGAGCAAAUGCCCAACUAUGUGAAGUUCAUGAAAGACAUCCUUACAAAGAAGAGAAGAUUGGGGGAAUUUGAGACAGUGACUCUUACCAAAGAGUGUAGCUCAUUCUUGAAAAACAAGCUGCCACCGAAGAUGAAAGAUCUUGAGAGUUUCACCAUUCCAUGCACCAUUGGUAAUUCUUAUUGUGGCAUGGCUUUAUGCGAUUUGGGUGCAAGCAUUAACUUGAUGCCAAUGUCUAUUUUCAAGCAAUUGGGGAUUGGAGAAGUUAGGUCUACUACAGUUACUCUUCAGUUAGCAGAUAGAUCUCUUGCUCAUCCGGAUGGGAAGAUUGAAGAUGUAUUGGUAAGGGUAGACAAAUUCAUAUUCCAUGCUGAUUUUAUUGUGUUAGACUAUGAGGCAGACAGAGAGGUGCCCAUUAUCUUGGGGAGGUCGUUUCUUGCAACAGGAAGAACUUUAAUAGAUGCACAGAAGGGGGAGCUGACUUUGAGGGUCCAAGAUGAAAGGUGA